Fusarium redolens is the source of this 804-nucleotide messenger RNA. RefSeq lists its product as uncharacterized. Bases 1 to 804 code for a protein of 267 amino acids. NCBI's taxonomy places the organism in Eukaryota, Fungi, Ascomycota, Sordariomycetes, Hypocreales, Nectriaceae. The record is from RefSeq and is a predicted model, not a curated record. The transcript has a single exon.
AUGGGCCGUCAUAACCUUCAGUACCCAAAAGACUCUACGAAUACCGUCAAACGGUACAAAGUUCACGGGGUUUAUGACCUCGAGACUGUUCAUAGUAUCGUCAAUACAUGUCCAAUUCUUCAUAUAUCUUUCAAUACACCUUCUCAACCAUUUCCGGUUGUGUUGCCUAUGAUAGGACAACUGGGAUCGUUUGAUCGACCAAGUUCAAGCCUACGCGAUCCCCUUGAACUGUAUCUCCACGGAUAUGUAUCGUCGAGGAUCAUGAAUUUGGCUCAGACAUCUACAGUUGACGGAGAAGAGAUUCAAGGAAUGCCUGUUUGUGUUGCUGCAUCUCACGUUGAUGGACUCGUCUUGACUCUGGCGACGUAUUCUCACAAUUACAACUAUCGAUCUGCUGUUCUUUACGGAUACGCGACCACUGUUAAAUCAGAUGAAGAGAAGUUAUAUGCGAUGGAACUUAUCAGCAAUAGUGUUGUGACUGAUCGUUGGAAACAUACGCGACAGCCUCCGUUGGCGUCGGAGAUGCAGAGUACGAAUAUUCUAAAGGUGAAGAUCACUUCGGCAAGUGCCAAGAUUAGUGCGGGAUCUACGACGGAUGAUAAGAGUGAUUUGGAGAAUGAGAGUCUGGUGAAUUCGACGUGGACGGGUGUGUUGCCUGUGUAUCAGACGAUUGGGGAGCCGAUUCCGGGUCCGUAUAACAGGGUUGAUGUGCCUGAGCAUGUUGCGAGUUUUGCGAAGGAUACGAAUGAUGAGAAGAAGCAGAGAUCUUUGGAUGCGGCAAAGGGUGAGAGGAGGGCGAGGUGA